Anguilla anguilla (European eel) is the source of this 3359-nucleotide messenger RNA. Its product is annotated as TOX high mobility group box family member 3-like. Gene Ontology annotation, biological process: regulation of transcription by RNA polymerase II. Gene Ontology annotation, molecular function: chromatin DNA binding. Gene Ontology annotation, cellular component: nucleus. Lineage: Eukaryota; Metazoa; Chordata; Actinopteri; Anguilliformes; Anguillidae. The record is from RefSeq and is a predicted model, not a curated record. The coding region runs from base 1 to 1788 and encodes 595 amino acids. The transcript has 7 exons.
AUGGAUGUACGGUUUUACCCUUCUGCCGGUGGGAAUCCUAUUCCUGGUGACCCAUCUAACCUGGAUUUUCCCCAUUGUUUGGGUUACUACAACUACAAUAAGUUUGGGAACAAUAAUAAUUACAUGAACAUGGCGGAGGCAAACGGUGCACUGCUGUCGGCUGGCGAUCAGACAUUUCACACGCCCAGCCUGGGGGACGAAGAGUUUGAGAUCCCGCCCAUCACGCCGCCUCCCGAGGCCGAGACGGGCCUGGGGAUGUCGGACACGGGCUCGCCCUUCUCCGGGCUCCCAGAACCCCAGUCAUCGCAGAGGGGCCGAUUUACCCCUCAGUUCCCCCCUCAGAGCCUGGAGCUGCCCUCCAUCACCAUAUCCCGCAACCUUGCAGACCAGGAGGGCCCAGUCCUCAGCAGUGGCCUGCCCAUGAACAUUAGACAGGCCCACCUUCGUCAGUAUCACCCCAGUCCUUCGGUGGUCAUGAGGUCCAUCGUCACCAUGAACAAUCCUUCGGCCAUGAUGUCAGGAAACCAGCUGACCACCAUCAACCAAUCCCAGCUGAGCGCGCAGCUGGGCUUAAACAUGAAUGGACCAAACAUUCCCCACACCUCGCCCUCACCCCCUGCCAGCAAGUCUGCCACACCUUCCCCUUCCAGCUCCAUCAACGAAGAGGACCCAGAUGAUGGCAACAGGGUGAUCGGAGAGAAGCGCCCCGCCCCGGACGCCGCGAAAAAGCCCAAGACGCCAAAAAAGAAGAAAAAGAAAGACCCGAACGAGCCGCAGAAGCCCGUCUCCGCGUACGCCCUGUUCUUCAGGGACACCCAGGCUGCCAUCAAGGGCCAGAAUCCCAACGCCACCUUCGGGGAGGUGUCCAAAAUCGUGGCCUCCAUGUGGGACGGCCUGGGGGAGGAGCAGAAGCAGGUCUAUAAAAGCAAGACGGAAGCUGCCAAGAAAGAAUAUUUAAAGGCCCUCGCUGCGUAUCGUGCCAGUUUGGUUUCAAAGGCGGCGGCGGAGUCGGCCGAGGCCCAGACCAUGCGCUCGGUCCAGCAGACGCUGGCCUCCACCAACCUGUCGCCCUCGCUGAUGCUGAGCCCGCCCCUGUCCCAGCACCCCUCAAUGUCGGCGGCGGCGGCAGCCGCCCAGGCCCUACAGCAAGCACUGCCACGCGCCAUCGCCCCCAAGCCCCUCCAGAUGCGCCUCCCCGGCAGCCAGAUCGUCACCUCGGUGACGGUGGCGCCCCAGAACCUGCCCGCCGGCACACCCUCCCAGCUGAUGGGUCAGAUGGGCGUGGGCGGGGCCAUGGGGGCGGGGCAGCAGAUGAGCCCGCCCAUGCAGCCCGCCCAGCGCCACCACCUCCAGCAGCUCCAGCAGCAGCAGCAGCACCUGCAGCACCACCAGAUGCAGCAGCAGCAGCUGCACCAUCAGCAAAUCCAGCAGCAGAUGCAGCAUCAGCAUUUUCAGCAGCAUCUCCAGCAGCAGCUACAGCAGCACCACCUGCAGCAGCAGCAGCAGCAACAGCAGCAAAUGCAGCAUCAGCAGCAAAUUCAGCUACAGCACAUGCAGCUGCAGCAGUUGCAUCAACAGCAAAUGCAGCAGCUCCAACAACAGCAGCAGCAGCAGCAGCACCCAUCCCAAUGUUCCCCAUCCCAGCAUUCCCCAGGGACGCCCCAGUCUGUAGGCGGAUCUGUCUCCUUAGGAAGCCCCCAACCUGCCUCCCAGCAGCAGCACCAGUCCCAAAUACAGGCCCACGCCCAUGCUCAUGCCCAGGUCCUGUCCCAGGUCAGCAUCUACUGAGCCAAAAUUAUAUUUCAAAGAAGAGGAAUAUAAUAAAAGCAUCUUUCCAUGUUGCUUUUCUACGUUGCACUUAAGAAGUGUGUAUAAAUGUGUUUCACUAGGGACUGUCCAUUGGUAAUGAUAUGCAGACGUGCAUACAGGAACGAAUAUCUGAAAUGGAUUUUGUCUAUAAAAUAGGCUGUAUUAUGGAAAAAGUCAAUGGACAAAUGUUUUUUUUUCUCUCUCUCAGUUGCUCUGUAUUCAAAUAAAAACACUGACUUGAGGUACAUAAACAGAAAGUUAAACUGUAAAUUUCACUGGGAAAUGUCCUGCUCUUAUUUAAUGGGAAAGCUUUAUUUAUGAGGUUGAUGGUGGCAGUUCAGCUGUAUGUACUGUGUGGGCGAAAUGAACGGAUUUGGACAUUUGUGGAAUGUUCUGUGGGCAUGCCCGAUGUGUGGUUUAUCUUCAUGGGAGCAGUUUUAAACAAAAGGGAAUGCCCGGACACCACGAAUGGAAAUACUGGUAACCAGUAUCGUGCUCAAAAAAUGGGAGUUUCUUCACAGGCCAGUAUCUUUUGAGCCUUUUUUUCCAACAUUACUACAGACUAUAGAUUUCACUUCUGUACUCUCUUUGAAAAAAAUUAAUAAAAAAUCAUUAGAAUUUUCAUUUCAAGCCAGAGGAUCAUUCUUCUUGUGACAAGAGCACACUAAGGGAAGUGUUCAUGACAUUGUUUCAUAUAGAGGAAUGGACAGUGGGAUGAGACCUGCCAUAGACCGUUCAUGUCGUUGUGUUAACUGUGAUGGUACUCUACUGCAAGUGUCUGAAGAGAAGAGUCAGAUCUGCACUGAAAAUAUGAAAAUAUUAAGAUAUCCCAAAUCUCCUUCUCUCAAAAACUCACACUAUAUAAAUGGUACUCCAAAAAAAGGAUUGCCCUCUCACUUAAUUGUUUUUACCUCAGAUUUUUCGGACUCUAAAUUAUGUCUAUUUUUUUUUUUAAAGGUGAUAUUUUAUGGUACAGUAUGUGUAAAUUAGAGGCUCUUGGUUGAUGGUUUAAUGAUUUAUGUAUUUUUACACUAUUGCUUGAUACUACAAACUAAUCGAAAGCGAAAAGGAAAAAAAAGCUUUGUGGAACCAUUCUGUUGCACUGUCAAAUCCAAUUUAAAAAGGCAUGGUAGUACUUUGUGCCAGCUGUACAGAAAUACGAAAAGAAAAAAGAUGUACAUUUUUCAUAUCACAUUGUAAAAUUUUUAAUCUGUGAGGCUUUAAUUAAAUCAUUGGUAAAACGACCUGUGAAUUGCAACAUCACAUUCUGCAUUUCGCAUUUCUGCUGUUUUAUACUUUUUUAUGAGUUAUAAUGGCAGUAAUUAAGUUGUUUGUAUUUUGCUUACAAAAACAACUGCUUUUUAUCCCUUUCUAUAGAAUAAAUUCUGUUUUCAAGCUCUCUAGGCAUAUUAAUUUGAAAAUGAGUUUUGCUUGGUCAUGAAGUAAAACAUUCCAUCACUAAUAUGAUAUUAGCCAUAAUUUUUGUAUGAAGUACAACAUAUUUCCUUGUGUCUCCUCGUUUGCGAUUAAAAAAUAAUAAUGAUCACAAA